ACAGUUCGGGCCGUCGGUCAGUCUUGCGUUGUUACGCCAGCGGAGCACGUGCCUGAAAAGGGUCACAGCUGUAAUGAUACGAUUUCUUGUCUUCGCUCUUAUCGCAGCCUCGGACGCUGCGUCUUCUGCUUUGAAAGAGGGCGCCCAAUGCAACCUUUCCGAUGGCCAAGGACGAGGCAUAUGCAAGACGUUCAAUCAGUGUAGCUGGGCAGAGGAACAGGUUAAGGUUGGAGGAUCUCCGUCAGUGUGUUUCUUCACGAAAAACGAUCAGCCAGUUGUCUGUUGUCCAGAUAACACAUCUGGAUAUGCCACAACAACAACUUCCACUGAUGUUCUUGUGUCCUCGGCCGAAAGGAUAACCAUCCCCCCUUCGUCCAUUGCUCAAGGAGGUGUCGUCAGUGAAAAUAUAAUCUACAAAUGGCCGUUUUUUUUCCACACAUUGUCUAGAAAUGUCAGCUUUUUCCAGAUUAUAUCUGGAAAAAGUCCAAUCUCAGAUAUACGGGGUGAGUUUCCUCGAGGUGUCAAUGAUUUGUAG
Molecule: messenger RNA, 535 nt
Organism: Thrips palmi
Lineage: Eukaryota; Metazoa; Arthropoda; Insecta; Thysanoptera; Thripidae
Exons: 3
Coding region: 74-535 (153 amino acids)
Source: RefSeq, a predicted model, not a curated record